CGCGGUUCCCCAGUGUCCUCCAGAACGCCCGCGUGGCUGUCGGGUUUCGAACCCCUGGGCCACCCUCGCCCUCGGCGCGCGCGCCGCCGCGUCGCCUACCAGGCUUCGGCCCCCGCAUCAAUCAUUAACCGGGCGGCCCAAGGAGGGGGAUGGUACGGAACUCGAGAGCCGGGACAACUCUAUCCCCCGAGGCGGCCGCGAAACCCUAGCCUGGGAGGCCCCCGCCCUUGCUCGGUGCGCCCGUCCCUCCCUCCGCGCCUCGGCUCGCACAUCCCCGCCUCCCGCUCCGGGGGCGGCGGCGGAGGCACCCGCACCGCGCGAUGCCCAGUCACCGCCGCCGCCGCCGCAGUCAGCCGCGCCGCCGCCGCCGCCUCAGCCGCCGCUGCCGCAGCGCGGGCGGCCGCGCGCCGAUAGCAGGGGCUUGGCGAGGAAGCCGCUGAGCCCCGCGCGCUCCGCGCUCCUGCCGGUCGCCGCGCUGCCUAUUAAUUGAGUCUCUCAUUGAUUUAUUUAAUUUUUAGGAGCAGCUGCUCGGAGGCACGGGUCUUCUCUUAAACCCGCAGCGACGCCCCCGGCGCGGGCACAAAGGCUCCGACGGCGGUCGGCGGGGGCUGCCCAGGGCCCGGGAGCCAGCGCCAGAGGUCGCCUGCGCGCGCCCUAGCCGAGCCCCGGGCACCAUGCCGCGGCGCCUGCAGCCCCGGGGCGCGGGCACCAAGGGCCCUCCGGCCCCGGCCCCGACCCCAGCAGCUCCGGGGGCAGCCCGGCACUCCCACUCAGCCGCCUCCAGGGACCCCCCAGCGUCCGCCAAGCCGCUACUGCGCUGGGACGAGGUGCCCGACGACUUCGUGGAGUGCUUCAUCCUGUCGGGCUACCGGCGACUGCCGUGCACGGCCCAGGAGUGCCUAGCCUCGGUGCUGAAGCCUACCAAUGAGACGCUCAACUUCUGGACGCACUUCAUCCCGCUGCUGCUGUUCCUGAGCAAGUUCUGCCGUCUGUUCUUCCUGAGCGGCGGCGACGUACCCUUCCACCACCCGUGGCUGCUGCCGCUGUGGUGCUACGCGUCGGGAGUGCUGCUCACCUUCGCCAUGAGCUGCACGGCGCACGUGUUCAGCUGCCUGUCGCUGCGCCUGCGCGCCGCCUUCUUCUACCUGGACUACGCGUCCAUCAGCUACUACGGCUUCGGCAGCACAGUGGCCUACUACUACUACCUGCUGCCCGGCCUCAGCUUGCUGGAUGCCAGAGUCAUGACCCCAUACGUGCAGCAGCGCCUGGGCUGGCACGUGGACUGCACGCGCCUUAUUGCCGCCUACCGCGCCCUGGUGCUGCCCGUGGCCUUCGUGCUGGCGGUGGCCUGCACUGUGGCCUGCUGCAAGAGCCGCACCGACUGGUGUACUUACCCGUUUGCGUUGCGCACCUUUGUCUUCGUCAUGCCUCUCAGCAUGGCCUGCCCCAUUAUGCUAGAGAGCUGGCUCUUCGACCUGCGUGGGGAGAACCCCACUCUCUUCGUGCACUUCUACCGCCGCUACUUCUGGCUGGUGGUGGCCGCCUUCUUCAACGUGAGCAAGAUCCCCGAGCGCAUCCAGCCGGGUCUCUUCGACAUCAUCGGCCACAGCCACCAGCUUUUCCACAUCUUCACCUUCCUCAGCAUCUACGACCAGGUGUACUACGUAGAAGAGGGCCUGCGCCAAUUCCUCCAGGCGCCGCCUGCCGCACCCACUUUCUCGGGUACCGUGGGCUACAUGCUGCUGCUGGUGGUCUGCCUGGGGCUGGUCAUCAGGAAGUUCCUAAACAGCUCCGAAUUCUGCAGUAAAAAGUGAGCCUCCCGCCUUGGAGGAGGCUACUGGUUCACCCAUCUGUUUGGAGUUUCUGUUGUUGCUACCGUUGGUUUGUUUUCAAGUUUCGUUGUGUUUUCUUCUUUGCUCAAGGAAGGUGCUGCAAAACCAUAGGGAAAAAGUUCACUGCUACAAAGGGAUCCCAACCCACUGGAGGCUUUGAAAGAGGAAGGUUGGGGGAGGGGUGGUCAAUUGGGAGGGAGAUAGUCACUGGUUCUUGCCCCUGGAAAAAAAUCAGGUGAUGUCUUUGACAUCCAGGGAUUUUUCAAAGGCAGUGAGUAAAAUCCCAAAUAAAGCCCCAAAGAGUUUGCUUUUCCAAUUAUCUGCGCCAUUGGUAAUAAGGAGUAGCCCAUAUGCGGUCAGGUACACAGUAAAGAGAGUAAAUAGAAUCUUUGGGAACUUUUAUUUCAGUCUAAGGAAUGCUUGGAUUUGUCAAAAGAAUGGAGCUUUGUAGGAAACAGGCACAGAGACGCAAACCCAGGGCUUAACCUGCUAGAAAAUGCAUGGAAUGUGAACACAGGUUAAUUAUUUCAAAAUGUUUUUCAGAUGUUAUUUAAAUAGUAAUAUAUACAAUGAUUUUUAAUAAUUUAUCAAAGCCUGUGAUAUGCACUGAAUUUUCUUUGUCACAUAGUUUUGAAUUUCUCGGCCUUCUGCACUGCAUACACUUGAACUGGACAUCAGGGCAAGCCGCUUGAGAGUUCUCAACUACUUUCUUAAACAGUGUUUUCUGAAGGCCUGUGUCUGAUACAACUGUGAAUUAUUCUAUCUUAGGGACUUUGGUCAAACUAUUGGUGAAGAGCUCAAGUGGUGUGUAUAGACCCAGAUUUUUGUUUACUUUAAUUAAUGUAUUCCACAAAACUCAUCCUGGUUUUUGUUUGUAUGUUUUAUUUUUAAUCUUUUUCUUUCCUUCUCUACUUAUUUAAAUUGCCACUGGAAUAAAUGUGCCUUUUGAAGCAAUGUCCAAAUGACUGGUCCUCAAACGCAGUUUCUUACAUGGGGAGAGUAGUAAGAAUAAGCUUUUCUUACUUGACUGCAAGUCAAGGUUUCAUGGUCCACCCAGGAAGGCAGAAGAUGGUGUUGGUUUCAAGUUUUUGGUAGGACUGGAAGUAGCUUACGGGAGCAAGCAGAGCAUUUGGAUUCCCUACGAGGACAAAGUGCCAACCCGCUAAUGUAGAUGUGUUCCUAGUGCAGCCGUGGGAGAAGGGGAGAGGACGCUGUUCUAGACUGAUGCCAUCCAUCCUUGUUUAAUAUUAAAAAUAUAAUAUCCGACAAUAAAUGAGGUAGUUUUAUUAUGAAAGGCAGGAGCGUAUUAUUGAGCUGUCACUGAAAAUUUUGAGUUACAUAAGAUGACACUUGCCCAGUUAAACGCUGAAGUUUCAUUUGGGUCCAGACUAUGGAAAUGAUUGGCAGUCACCCUAAACCCUUGAACCAUUCAUGAACAUGUCCCUGAGAUCCUUUCUAACAACCAGAUUAGCCAGUGUUAUUUAGACAUUUCCUACAAAUACUAACCUGUAAUUGAGAUGGCCACUCUAGGUUAACACAAAUGACUGAGAUGACUUGUUUAAAUACCUGUCACACUUCCUGGUAAGUGGUUUUGUUAGGAGCCAAUUAAGUCAUUGAAUGGGGAUUCUCUUUUUUUUUUUUUUUUUUUUUUUUUUUUUUUUUCUUUUGAAGACAUGUGUGCCUUUAUUGGCUGAGCAGGAGGAAUGGGUGGCCCCGAUGCCCAGCCAGCUGUGCUUCACUGGCUUGUAGGUGAUGGAGAGCUUGUCCAGGUAGUGCUGAUCAUCUUGGGUUGAUCUCCGUCACCUGGUUGAAGGUCUUGGGCAGGAUGAUCAUGUCCCACAGGUGCAUCUUGACUUUAUGGUAUAAUUUAGAUCAUGCAUAUGAGGUAGAUGAACACUUACCUCAGCACUGAUAGGCUGGCACUUCUAAAACAAUUGGCUGUUUUUGUUUAUGCUUUUAAUCGCUUUUCUAUUUGUGAACAGAGAAGCUCAGCACAAUUCCCCGGAGGAACCAGUAUCCUUGUGUGUGUUAUUCUGUACAUAGAAGUUAAAUUUAUAUAUGUCUAUAUUUAAUUUAGAACCUCUUAAUGAUAUUGUAAAUACACUUUGGAUAGUUGCUGAUGAGUGUUAGUGUCUCAUCCUUUGUGAAGUACAAGGAGAUUCCUGUUAGGUUACAGGGGCUAAUUUGUACUUACCAUAGAUGUUAUUCCUCAGCUGUAACUUAAUUCGAUACAUGCAUUCAAGGACAACUGUGGAAAUCAGGAUAUUUCCAGAUGCAAAUUUAUUUGCAUGUCAUCGUUGUCUCUUCUAGAGCCCCAAAGAACAUUGGUCUGGAAGCUAGAAAAACAGGUUAAAGCGUAUUAUGUCAUUUCUUGUAAAAUGGGACCUUGAUUUCAGAAGGAACUUUCAAGAAGAAGACUUCUAGAAAGGAUUGAUGAGUCUGAGAACAAUAACUAAAACACUGGAUUUGUCAUUUUAAUUUUUUGUUGGUCUUCUAGGUCCACAGACAGAAUUCUCUUCUUGCCCUGUGUCUUUGACCUUAAGGAGAGGCCACUUAAGGAUAAAAUUAUAACCAUAUCAUUUUUCAGGUGAUUAUGCUCAUGAGGACAGUGAGAGGACAGUUUUUGCCAGGCAGGUUUCAGCACCCAGCAUGUCCCAGAGAGAAUGAGGACUCACUUUCCUCUUCCCUUUGCCUUUUCCUUCCUCCACUGUCCUCUCCUGUUCCAUCUUAGAUUUUGGAGACCACAUAUGAUAUUGACAAGAGGACGUUCUAGUGGAAAACUGGUUUGGCUUCACUUCGUAUUUGCAAGUAGGUACCAUAUAUACUACUCAAAGCCAGGGAUGAUUUGUUAAAACUAUACAGUUUAUUAGCUAAAUUAUAUCAGAUUUCUGUCAAGAUAAUGAUGUUUUAGAAGCAAAUGUUUACUUUGAAUCUCCCCACUUGGCAUAGAACUAUCCAGGUUUAUUACGUAUUUCGGGGUGAUGUGGCAAUCAGAGCAACAUAUAUUUUGAAAUAUUUUUCACACUUUCCAUUUUGCCACAUUAAAAUUCAGUUUUACUUUAUUGUGCUCAGCUGUUUGAAAUGUAGGACAAAUUAUAAAUAAGAAUUCACUCCAUUAUCUCUGUACAACCUAUUUUGGCACUAGAAUUUUGAAGCAUAUUAUGUAAUAUGUUUCAUUUUUACUUGUUAGUCAUGAUCUGGAUGACGUCUCAAGGAGCAGCACCAUAGAGUCAUGCCUGGAAAACAAAGGUGUUCGACUUCAGUGCCUGUCACCCUGUGAGUUGGUCUCUGGGGCUGACUCAGACUGACUUAGUUGGCUAAUGGGGUUAACUUUCUUCCCUGCCCUUCUUGCAGCUCAGGUGAAAAGCAUGACCUUCCCAGAGAGAUGAAGUGAGUUCUUCAGUCAUGUCAUGACUGGCUUGUAAAAAUAAAUGUGAACUUUUCCACUAGCCAUACACUUUCUAUAAAUAGCCCAGGGAGAAAGUAUGGGGCUUCAGAGCUGGACAGAGUGGCCUUCAGUGUUUCCAUUCAUAAAUCCAGCUUGUAAGUGCUUGCAGUCAAAAAACCAUUUAGCCUAAUUUAUAGUGAUACUUCAUGGGAAUUAUUUCUAGGAAUGCAAAAUUUCAGGAUAGAGGUGAUUUUUAUCAUUUUUUCCUGAUUUGGUGCCAAAUCUGAGGACUAACAGCAAUAAUAAACAGGAAGUUUUAUCUUCAAAUCUCUUCAUAACCUUAAUUAGUUCAUCUGCACAAAGCUAUAAUAGGAGACAGGUAUGGUAGAAGUUAUCACCAUCUCAAGGCUUUACAGUUGGUCCAAAGUGACAGGAUUAAGUUUUCAAACUGGCAUUAGAAUGCAGGGACCAUUUGUGUGCUCAAUUGUGUUUACUAGUUUGUAUGGCUAUGAUGCCUGACCAAGCACACAGACACUAAUUGGAAAAAUGAUAUAAAGACAGUCCCUUAACUGACUAACUUUAAAAUUGAGCAAAGAUAUGGCUGUCUUUGAAAUUAGAUCAAAAUAUGUCACACAAAAUGUUAUCAGCCACUUAAAAUGGCUGUUACCAUCUUGUUCUUCAACUGUUGAAGUUUACCACUGCUGACUUCACUCUGUCAGCAUUCUUUGAGCUGCUCAUUCAUGCAAUCAUGUCAUCCCUUUCAUGAUCAUUGAGCACCUACUGUGUGUAAGACAUUGGGCAAGGACCCAUCUGUAUUAUUACAGCCAUUACCCUUUGUCUUCUGGUGGAACAGAGAGGCCCCAGAAAGUCUCUCUGUCCAUGAACCAAACUCUGAUCUUAGCUGUAGGCGGAAUGCUGUAAGUCCCUGAGUUUGGGUCUCUUUUCUGUUAGCGUAAGUGCAAUGCAUGGAAUAUUAUUUCUAUUCACACACUGACUUCCUCAGCAAUCAAUUUCUUUCUUUUCUCUUUUUCUGUCUGCUUCUAGGCCUACUGUUAAAAAUAACUUGAAAAUGUAAUGUACAAUCCAGGGGAGGGGAUAGUCAGCAUAUGUACAGAACUGAAAAACUUAUCACUAAUAUUAUGAAAACAUUAGUAACAACAACUAUUGGAAGGCUGAUAACAUUCAUACUAUUAUGAAGAGUGGAUCAUCCAAUGUGCCUAAAUUGUGAUGUCUUUAAGUGUCUGAAUUUUAUAGUGUAAUAAAGUAAAAACAACACAACAACAAAUAAACCACAUACAUAAGAGCUCAAAUGCUUAGAUCUCCAAACUUAAUGAGAUUAAUGUUCUCUAGCCCUUUCCCUCUUUUAAAUCUUUGUGUCGUGACUUAUGAAACAUGUCUUAGAAAACAUUAAUUUGGAGGAAAUCAUUAAAAAUGUCAGAUGUAAAAAAGAUAGGCAGAAUGCAUGGGAAGGGGAGAACAAAGAGGGUUAGAGUCAAAUAAUCAGAAUGGGGCAGCAAGUUUAACUGUGCAGUUAGCCUUUAAAUUGUCUUCAGAAAAGCAUGUGAACUCCCAGGGUGUUAGUGUUCAAGUAGACAGGCAAGGAAUUCUGUUUGUCAGCUUAACCACAUCUUGCAGCUUUUGACCUGAGCACGAGUGUCCAGGCAUAUUUUGAGUAGUACAUUUAUCUCCUGGCUUAAUGUCCUUAAUUUGUUUCCAUGAAAUUAGGACGUAGGCAAAAAGGCAUUAGGGGAUAGCACCAGCCAAUUGUAAAUCACCUUUUGAAUCAUUUUCUUGAAGGAUUGCCAAUAUUGUCUGACAUAUAUUGCCUGACAAAAAGCGAACAAGCCUAGACAAACAGAAAAAGGAAGCAUUCAGUGGUUGAAGCUGAGCACUGUUGUAUUCUUUUGUCAGAGGCCACACAUUUUCUAUGGAAGAUUUGGUUUCUUCAAUAUUACAAAUAAUUAUUUCUUAAUUGUGAAAAUGGAUGUCAGUCCUUCUUAGUCACUCUUCCAAAAAGCUAAUACAAAUUUCUGUUGUUGCCAUUUAGAAAAGAAUAACUGUAUUGCAUUUCUGGUUUGCAGGUUUCUAACCAGUUUGUAGGCAUUUUUGUUCUAGAAUGGCUUCUUAAGAAUCUGUGAACAAGUUGCAGAAUUAAGAGUGUUUACUUAUAAGUCAAGGGCCAAGAAUGCUCAUUUACCUGUUAAUUGUGGCAGAAUGUGACUUUUGAAAGCUCGGAACAUAUACCUAUAUGCAACAAUAUGCACACCUAUUUACUAUUUAGCUCAAUGGAAAAGCAGCCUAUUCUUUGAGCUUUUGAGAAUGUUUCCCAAUGUAUUGUGCUUCUAAAUGUAAUGCACUUGCUCUAAUGCUUUUGUUCUCAAUCAAUCUCUGGGAGCUAUUCCAAACAUGGCAUUUCUCAAGGAAAAUUUCUUGAAUGUGCAAAAUUAUUCUCGAAUGUGUAAAAGUGACAGGCCACCUUUCUCUCACGCCUUAUACCUCCAACCAAAAUAUGCAAUAAGCACUCAAGGCAGAAUGGGAGGUCUGUCUUCAGGUGGUCAUAUGGCCAUGCUAUAAAAAUGGUCCUGCUUCUCCCAGUUCACCAUGAUAUUGAAGAAGGACACCAUGUAAAUAAACCCUUGUUUCUAGAUAAAGCAUGGGAACACAAUUUCAUUUCUUCUUAGUUCCAUCUCUAGUUAGAAAGCAUAAUCUGUUUCUUAAUAUGCUGAAUGCAAAAAAUAAAAUUCAUGGGAAAAUUUUUUAAAGAAGUAUCUCAAUUUUAUAUUUGUAAAGUUUCUAAUAGCAAUUUGUUUGUAAAAAUAGGCCUUAGCACAUAAAUGAGAACCAGAGCUUUUUGGAAAGACUCAUCUUUAUUGGGGAGUUUAAUCACCUUGAGCUCUUACCCAAAUGAUAAAGACCUGGUAGGUCGUUUAAAAUAUAAAUAAUAUGUAGUUAAAAGAAGGAUACAAAUCAUUUUUUAAAAAAGAGGAAAACACGUUAGAGAGGUUAUUUAGAUGUGUCUUAUGGCUGAAUUUAAAAGUCUUUUUUAAAAAUUCUGGUUAGAAACUUUAUUAAAUUCCUUCUCCCAGCAAAACCUGGCACAGAAGGUCUACUUUUCGACCAGGCUGGUUUUCUUUUCUGGAGGCUAUGAACAAAAUUAUUCUAACCAAUUAGCUGAGUACCAAGUUAUAAGUAUGGUGAGUAACAUAACCAGUAAAAUGUGCAACCCUGGAACUCUGUCCCUUGUUUCUUCAGAGUAGAAAGAAGAGUAAGCCCCAUGCCAUCACUACAUGGACCAGGAAAAGGCUUUCUGUGUUUCAGGGCUGGAGGAGGACUCUGUGGCUGCUUUUUUAAAUCUGCAUAGAGCAUGUGGUCGCUCUGAACUCUCAUUUCAGCCAUCUCCCAGGUCAUUUUCACUACCAAUGAAGCCUUCACUUUCCACAUAUCCAGCUUGAAGAGAAGUGAUUUCAAAAAGGAUGCCAUGGGUAUUUCGGCCUUCUCCAACCAUCUGCCUUAUGAGCUUCAUCCAUUUCCAAACUAAGGAUUUAAAUAUGGUGACUGUCCUUGGAUUUGCAAGAAUGUACUACCAGCAGGUCCCCUUUUGCAGUAAAGGGCAUUAUACUUGAAAGGCCAUACGCAUUUCUUCCUUAGGUCAGAGGCAGAGGGAAGAUUUAACGGUGAUCAAAUAGAGAUCUUCAUGUGUCUGGUUUUUGUUUUUGUUUUUAAGUUCAUUUAAGGGUGAUGAUGGAGAAAGAAGGGAGUAAAAAUGAUGCACACAUAAAGAAAUUGUUCCCAUUGCUUGCCGGAUUCAUUCUUUUUAGGCUACCCUUAACUCCCCUCUUCACCUACAUCCUAAUGAACUGUAUUUAACUAGCAAGAGAGGCAUUCUCAGGAUAUGUGAGUUUCCAGACAUGAACUACCAUGUGGUUUCAAAUCAAUAGUGUAUUCUAACAGAAAAGCAUUACCUAAUCAUAAUUAUGCAUUAUGUGAUAAACAAAAUAA
Molecule: messenger RNA, 9219 nt
Organism: Sapajus apella (tufted capuchin)
Lineage: Eukaryota; Metazoa; Chordata; Mammalia; Primates; Cebidae
Gene: PAQR9
Product: progestin and adipoQ receptor family member 9
Exons: 2
Coding region: 675-1814 (379 amino acids)
Cellular component (GO): membrane
Molecular function (GO): signaling receptor activity
Source: RefSeq, a predicted model, not a curated record